GUCAUACUGGGGAGAAAAUCCUUUUUUUCAACUUGUCAUCAUUGGAUAGAGAGGAGACCAUUAUCAAAGCAGAGUUACGUUGGUUCAGAAAGAAACCAAUGUUUGACCACAGGAAGUUGCACAGUCCACAUAUUUAUCAGGUGAAUCUAUAUGAGGUCCUGGACAGCAGAGUGAAACCACAGGAAGGAGACCUGAUCACUUCCAGACUGGUGCCAGUCUAUACACAAGGAUGGGAGGUUUUCAAUACCACUCAAAUAGUAUCUAAAUGGAUACAAAAGAAUCUGGAGAACACUGGCAUCCUGGUUGAGACAAGCGUUCCUUUCACUAGCUGGAGGAAGUGGGUGAUGUCCUCCAUCAAUCAGCCUGCAUACACCUACCUGCUCAUAUUCUCUGAUGAUGGGAGGACUAAAGCUGACCGGUCACAGUUGGCAGCCAUCCAAACCAAGCCACAGCACCGACUCAGCAGGAGACGACGUGCAUCAUCAGAUUUCUCCUCACAUGGCCGCCCCCAGUCCUGCCAGAGGGUCCCGCUCUUUGUGGACUUUAAAGAGAUCGGCUGGUCGGGCUGGAUCAUCUCACCCCAUGGGUACAACGCCUACCAGUGCAGAGGUUCCUGUCCAUUCCCACUAGGGGAUGGUCUCAGAGCCACCAACCACGCCACGGUGCGCUCCAUCAUGCAUGCACUCAAGCUGUCCAGCAGUGUGGUGGGGGCGCCCUGCUGUGUGCCCAACAGACUGCAGUCCAUCAGUUUGUUGUACUUUGAUGAUGAGGAGAACGUAGUUCUGAAGCAGUUUGAUGACAUGGUGGCAUUAAGCUGUGGCUGUCACUGACUCUGUGGGCUCAGGACUGAGAGGGGACAGACACAGUUUCUAGGGUUUAUAAAAACAAGGAAAAUAUUGUUUUAUUUUGAAGAAUAAAAGUAUCUAAACAUUA
Austrofundulus limnaeus is the source of this 933-nucleotide messenger RNA. Its product is annotated as bone morphogenetic protein 2-B. Gene Ontology annotation, cellular component: extracellular region. Lineage: Eukaryota; Metazoa; Chordata; Actinopteri; Cyprinodontiformes; Rivulidae. The record is from RefSeq and is a predicted model, not a curated record. Gene Ontology annotation, molecular function: growth factor activity; cytokine activity.